This is a messenger RNA of Saxophila tyrrhenica, 2136 nucleotides long. RefSeq lists its product as uncharacterized. NCBI's taxonomy places the organism in Eukaryota, Fungi, Ascomycota, Dothideomycetes, Mycosphaerellales, Extremaceae. The record is from RefSeq and is a predicted model, not a curated record. The transcript is spliced from 3 exons. Gene Ontology annotation, biological process: carbohydrate metabolic process. The coding region runs from base 1 to 2136 and encodes 711 amino acids.
AUGGCUUCGUUUCUACCCAAGAUCAUUCCCUUGCUUCUCGCUACAGCUGCGAGCGCUGCCCAGUACGAGCAGUACAUCCUAGCUCCAUCUUCUCGAUCGUUGCACCCCGUCUCGGUGUACAACGUCAAUGGCACGGUCAACGGUGCUGCCAGCUUGACCGGCGAUGCUAUUGGAAGCGCUACCUUCGACGGUGUGUCCGCUGUGACAUAUGACUUCGGCAAGAAUAUCGCAGGCCUUGCCUCGCUCCAAAUCGGCAAUGUGGAUGAGGACGAGUACAUCGGCAUCUCGUUCACCGAGUCCUCACUUUGGAUCUCCGGCGAAGGCUGCGAUGCCACAGCAGACGCCGGUAUUGAUGAGGCGCUGUGGUUCCACGUAACCGACUCUGGCACCUAUACACCCGACCGGAAGCACGAACGGGGUGCUUUCAGAUACCUGAACGUCCUCCACAACACAACCGGCAGCAUCGAGGUCCAGCAGCUCACUGUUGAGUUCACGUUAGCAUAUCCAAUUUUCAUCGUCAUAGAAAUGAAUGCUGACUUGAAGUGCUUCAGUCCCAUGCCCCACUGGGAAGACGACGCCCUGCGAGACUACACAGGCUGGUUCCACUGCGAUGACGAGCUGAUCAACCGCGUCUGGUACGCCGGAGCAUACACGAACCAGAUCUGCACCAUCAACCCUGAGUACGGCAACGCGCUCGUCCAUCUCGGGGAAAUCGAGUCGACCCAGAAGGGCGACGGCUUUGGUCCUGACACCUGGUGGAGCAACACCACGAUCACCAAUGGCAGCAGUGCUCUGGUAGAUGGUGCGAAGCGAGACCGGCUUGUGUGGGCAGGUGAUAUGGCUAUUGCGGUGCCGGCUAUUACGGUGGCGACGUACGAUUUGAUUUCGAUUGCGAAUGCUUUGGAUUCGUUGUUUGGACUGCAGAAGGCGAAUGGCCAGCUGCCGUAUGCUGGUGUUGGCUUUCGUCCGACGUAUUCUGCGACUUAUCACCUGUACUCUCUGAUCGGAGUAGCUGACUACUACCUCUACUCUGGAGACCUGGAAUACCUCCAAGGCAAGUGGGAUUCAUGGAAGCUCGGCCUUACCUUCUCGCUCUCCUUCAUCGACGACAGCGGCAUGAUGAACGUCACCAGCUCGAACGACUGGCUCCGCUUCGGCAUGGGAGGCCACAAUAUCGAAGCCAACUCGAUCUUCUACUACACCAUCAAUCAGGGUAUUAUGCUCGGCGAGGUUCUGGGCGAGAACAGUACUCUGAUCGACUCCUGGGCUAGCAAAGCCGCGACUAUCAAGUCUUCGGCGAACAACCUGCUGUGGGACGGUUCGGUAGGCCUGUACCGGGACAACGAGACAACCACUCUCCAUCCACAAGAUGGCAACAGCUGGGCCGUCGUGGCUGGUGUAGCGGACACCUCAGCCAAAAUGACGAGUAUCUCUGAAGGCCUCGCCGCCCGAUGGGGCCCAUACGGCGCUCCUGCUGUUGAAGCCGCGGAUGCUGUAUCCCCGUUCAUCUCUGGGUUUGAGCUGCAGAUGCAUCUCCUUGCCGGCAAUGCCAGCGCUGCUCUCGACCUCAUGAGGCUGCAGUGGGGUUUCAUGCUGGAUGAUCCGCGCAUGACCAACUCAACGUUCAUCGAGGGGUACUCAUCGGAUGGUAGGCUGCACUAUGCGCCGUACACGAAUGACCCGCGAGUCUCGCAUGCGCAUGGUUGGGCUACCGGACCGACGUCGACGUUGACUUUUCACUUCGCCGGUAUCAAGCUGUUGAGCGCUGGCGGGAAGACGUGGGAGAUCUCGCCAACGCUAGGAGGUCUGGAGAAUGUUGAUGCUGGCUUCUCCACCAAUCUGGGGGAGUUCUCUUCGCAGGUCACGGCGGCGGACGAUGGGUCGGUCGGCAGCUUGCAAUUCACGACGCCGUCUGGGACGAUGGGCAGUGUCAGGAUUCCAGGCGUCAGCGGGUCGCUGACCAGUUCGAACGGCACGUCGGUGUCGCUUGUCGGAGGCAUGGCGAGGAAUGUGACAGGCGGGGCUUGGACUCUGCAGCGGAACUCUGUCCCUCAGGCGGCAGAAGGCAAGGCCGCGAACAGCCUGCCGGUGUCGGCACUGACCUUGGUGGCUGGUCUGAUAGCUUUGCUGUGGUAG